Ficedula albicollis (Collared flycatcher) is the source of this 2807-nucleotide messenger RNA. It is a transcript of the gene C8H1orf226, whose product is annotated as chromosome 8 open reading frame, human C1orf226. The record is from RefSeq and is a predicted model, not a curated record. Bases 1 to 735 code for a protein of 244 amino acids. The transcript is spliced from 5 exons. Lineage: Eukaryota; Metazoa; Chordata; Aves; Passeriformes; Muscicapidae.
AUGGAGGCAGCCGUGGGGGUGUCAGCUGGCACUCCUGGGGGUACCCCCACAGCUGCAAGGCCUCUUGCUCAGAAGACAUGGUGGAGAAGCCAGGUAGCUCAGAGUCGCUUGCUGUCAGUGGACCAGAGCCUGUUUGAGAACGCCAGGGUGCGCCGCAGGGAGCCGGCCGGCCUGGGAGCCAUGGAGGUGAACGCCAGCGCGGGGGCUGUGCUGGGGGCAGGAGAGCCGGCUGCCGAGGAUGGGGCUGUGGGGCUGGAUGCCUUUCCCCGGCUGGAACCCCCGCCCCCCAUCACCAAGAAGCGCACGCCGCGCGCCCUGAAGACCCCCCAGGACAUGCUCAUCGCUCCGCAGCCGGAGGGGACCAGCACGAGCAGUGGCACCGAGGAGCCUCCCGAGCCACCCACAGCCCACCCUGACCCCACAGAGGAGCAGCUGGGCAUGGGGGACCCAUCUCCUCCAGAAUGCCCUGGGGUCCCCAGCGUGGCGGGCACCCCAGAGCCCAGUGGGGACCAGCCGACCAGUGCCUUACCCGUGCCUGACCUCAUCCAUAAGGGCAGCCGGGAGAGCCAGUGGCAAGUGGGUGAGAGGGCCACUGAGAUAUCAGCCAGCAUAGAGAAGGCCUCAUGGAGACCAGGGCUGGAGCACGAGCCAGCAGGGAGCACAGGGCAGCCAGAGCCACGCAGCCCUGGCUGGGAGGUGGAGGGGGCCCAUCCCGACCUACUGUCCUUUGAGUAGCAGUGGGUAGCUGUGACGGGGGCACCAUGGGGGCUGGCUCUACCCGGCUUGUCUCUCGCUGCCACUUGCCUUUUUGGGAGUGACUGUUUUGCAAAGGGAGAAGCCUCGGGGUGGAAAGAGCCAUUGCUGCCCAGUGUGGGCUCCGGGGAGCCAUGACAACCUGCUUCUCCCCAAAUUUCCAGGAGGGGCACAGCCUGGGGCUUCUGCAGCCGCAUUCCGGGCCUGUUCACCCUGGCCAGUGCCAAACUCCUGUCGUGCCACUGCCACCCUGUCUGCAGCCAGGAGCCUUGCUGAACUGGGGACCAAGGGGGUAGAAGUGCCAGCCUGCCCCAAACCCAUCGGCUCUGCUGGAGUGUGGGAUCCUGUGAGCAUCCCACAAGUGCUACACACUUCCCAUGUCUGCACUGGAUGCCUUGGUUCAGAGGAUUUCCCAGCUUCUGCCCUGUGCUUGCUGAGAUACCCCAUCCUGGGGUACCAGCAGGCUCACCCAGCCCUAGUGCCUGGUGCCAGCGGGCCAGGACUGCAGAUGUGCCCAGGGCCUUCUCCAGGUGCUGGCCUCGUGGUGUUUCUGUGCUGAGUGCCAUCUCCUUGCAGUGGAGCCCCAGAUGCAGGAGACCUGGGCACCUGGGACUGCCCAGCUGCUGGCCAGUGGGUUCUGGCAGGGAGCUGAGCUCUCUGUGAGACCCCUUCCAGCUCCUGCUUGUUUCCUGGUCUCAUCCCAGCCACCAUGGACAGAACUGUCCAGGCAGUUCUGGGCCAGUGUCACUGCUCCCCUUUAUUUCCUGGGGCAGUAGCCUCUGCAGGACGGGGACACACGGAGCCACGUGGUCCUCUGAUACUGCUGGAUGAGUGUUUCACCAUGGAUUACAGGAGGGGUUAGCCAGCCUGGGGACAUCUAUGCCAAUGCAAGGAAGCAGCUGUGAGAUGGAACUUUUUGCUUAGAGCUUUUAUGUGCAUCCUCAUCACAAAGGUGGUUUUCAGAGGAAAAGCUCCAAAGCUCUGGGUUGGGUUGGAGGAACCCAGGAGCUCGUGGAUGGGCCUGCUCACAGCUCCUUCUGGGCCACGCAGGGUGGCUGGGCUGAAGAAAUGACUUCCACCACCCAAAGCCACGCUGUCCCACUGAAGGAAGGAAGCUGUGAGCAUGGAUCCCGUUGCCCUGGGAGCAGCCACACAUGUCCUUGCUGUUGGUGUGGUGAUGCUGUGUUGGCGCUGGGCCCUGCAGCUCUUGGCUCUGGGAAAGCCCUGCUCAAGAGUGAGGGGAUGCAGAGCUGCACAGAGCCCGUGUUCAGUGCUGAGGUGUCCAUGCCCUGUGACAAUGAUCAUGCUGUUAAUGGCCACCUCCACCCUCAGAUACAGGGGGUGUGUAUGUGCUGCCCAGGUCUGCACUGCAAUGUAGGUGUUGAUGGAAAUCAGGACUUGUAGCCCCUCUCUAAAGAACCAGCAUCUUCCAUCACUGUGAUACCAAGGGAACCUUCCCCAUAAUGAAGAGUUGUCACUCACAGCCAGUCCAGUCCCUCUAUUUAUGUUGUCACGGUGCGUGUGUGUGGUUUGGGACAAGAGAUGCAGAUUGCACAAUAAAUUUUUUUUUUCUUUUUUUACCCACUGAUGUGUGGCAUUCCCUUGAUGGGAGAGGACACUGCACAACCCAGGCACCAUCCUGGUGGGGAGCCAGGGAGCGGAGGGGGACUUUGGUGGUGUCGAGAUCGGGGUGGAGAACGUGGCUGCCCUGCUGUGCUUGGCACUGAGGGCACGGGAGUCCUGCCUGGUGUCUGGGCUGAGGGGACUGGGCUGAGGGGUCAGGAUCCGACGGGAACCCCGGCUGGUGUCUGGGCUGAGGGCGUGCGAGCCCCGGGAAGGCUGAGGGGGGCUGGAGCCUGUCUGUGCCCGGCUGAGGGACAGGACCCCGAGGCUGUUGAGGGGACUGGAGCCUGUCUGUGCCCGGCUGAGGGACAGGACCCCGAGGCUGUUGAGGGGACUGGAGCCUGUCUGUGCCCGGCUGAGGGACAGGACCCCGAGGCUGUUGAGGGGACUGGAGCCCGCCUGUGCCCGGUUGAGGGGACCGAGCCUCGGGG